UUUAUCUAUGUACAAGCAUAUUUUCGUGGAUGGUUUUAAUUGCAUUUAGUUCGCAUACGAUUUAUCAUAUGAUGAAUAAAAAGUUUGAUCUACCGUUUAUGGAUUUGCACAGCUUAUUUCAAAAUAGUAAAUAUGAACUACUUGCUUUCAAAGGUUCAAUGAUAAACCAACUUUUGCAGAAAAAGAUCGGAAAAUAUGUCAUGAACUCUCGAAAUGCUGCUCGAGUUUUUUAUACUUCUUCAACAUUUGAACUAUAUAAUGAAAUUUGUUUCUCCAAGAAAAAGAGACUCGCAAUUUUUGAAGCAGAGGAUCACCAUGAAACUAUGGGCAAAUUAUUUUGUCAAUUAGUUCCGACAAAAAAAUCUUAUUUCAUAAGUUCUAUAGCAUCCGGUGUUAAACGAGGAUAUAGAUAUAAGCGCAGUUUUGACAUUGGAAUUAUGAAAUUAGCUGAAACAGGGCUUAUAAGUGCAAUAAGAACCCGUUGGAUAAAUUGGAAAGUAGUGGGAAAUAAUGACAUGCCUUUUCAAUCAAUUGAUAUAAGUCAAGUAACCAAAAAUGUAAAUUUAGUUCAAAAUUAG
Messenger RNA from Ceratosolen solmsi marchali, 578 nucleotides. RefSeq lists its product as uncharacterized. NCBI's taxonomy places the organism in Eukaryota, Metazoa, Arthropoda, Insecta, Hymenoptera, Agaonidae. The transcript is spliced from 4 exons. The coding region runs from base 30 to 578 and encodes 182 amino acids. The record is from RefSeq and is a predicted model, not a curated record.